AUGUCGGCGUCGCUCGGAAAACGAAAAGAACGAGACGAGAAAGAUGCUUUCAAGCAACACGGAUCCACACUAUUUGUAUCCAAUCUACCCUACACAGCAACUUCCACCGAUCUGCAAACACUUUUUUCGGAUAUCGCACCUGUACGGAGCGCUUUUGUUGUCACAGAAUCCGGGACAGGUGUAUCCAAAGGCGUAGGCUAUGUAUCGUUUUCUAUCAAAGAAGAUGCUGAAGCUGCGUUCGAUAAAAUAUCCACGGAUGGAUUGAACCUCGUUGGACGGAGUCUUCGUGUUCAGUGGGCUGAUAGCAAACCUAAAGAAAAAGGCGAAAAAGGCGAACAAGUGAAGAAGGAAACGAAACCUAUACCUCCACCUAGACCGAGUUAUCCUAAAGCUACUCAUGACCCUCUCGCGAUCCGUACAAUUGUCGUAUCAGGAAUUCCUGCGGAAAUAGACACGAAAGUCCUCUGGAAAAAGUUUAGAAAAUGUGAAGGAGCGGAGAAGGUUGAUUGGCCGGUGAGCCAUUCUUCGGAACAGGCUGAUACAGCUCAUGUUGUGUUUGCUACUCCCCAAAACGCACUCGAAGCUGUCACUAAACUUCACGCACACGUAUUCAAAGGGAAUCUACUCUCGGUCGAACUCAAGAAACGGUUGGAUAACUUGACCAAAUCUAUGGUCAAUCCAAACCAGGCCUCCACCACAUCCACCGCUGCUGCUCCUACUCGUGCAGCACGAUUGAUUGUGAGGAAUAUUCCAUUCAAUACCUCACAGCAGGACCUUCGUGCCUUGUUCCUUCCUUACGGCCCUAUCUACUCUAUACACAUUCCUCUCGAAACCAAAACCGACGACGCCAACGUUGCCAACGACGGAGAGGAGCCGUCUCAAAAAUCGAAUUCUCAACCGAGGUCACAAUCCCGAACCCGAGGAUUCGCGUUCGUAUGGAUGAAUAGUAAAAAGGACGCGGAACGGGCCAUGGAAGGAUGUAAUGGAACUGUACUACGUGCAGGGAUGGCGGAGAAUAUGAUUAGCGAUAAACAGAAGAGGAAGAAGCAGAGGCGGGUGGAGAAAAAGAUGAAGGAAAGGAUGAAGAAAGGAAUUGUUGGGGAAGAGAAAGACGAGGAUGAAGGGGAAGAGUCCGACCAAGAAGAAGAUAAUGAGCACAGCUUGGAUGAGAGAAUCAUCGCUGUCGAUUGGGCACUCAGUAAAGACAAGUGGGAGGAGGAAAAAGCCAAACUUGGCAAGGCGGAUGACGACGGUGACCAAAUGGAAGACGAUGCAGCUUCGGGUAGCGGGAGCAGCUCGGAUUCGUCUAGCGGUACUGGUUCGGAAGAUGAAGAUGGUAUCGGGCUUCACGACGACGGGGACGAGUCGGGAUCGGAUUACAGCGGUGACGAUGAUAACAAAAGCGAUGGAGAGGAGGAGGUUCCCGUUAAACCAGAACUGCCUGCCCCUGAAGCUGGUACUACGCUGUUUGUUCGGAACGUGCCCUUUACUGCAACCGAAGAUGAACUCAGAACGCUAUUCCGAGCGUUCGGACCUCUUCGUUAUGCUCGAAUAACCAUGGAUCCCGAAACAGGACGUUCUCGAGGAACUGGGUUUGCUUGCUUCUGGAACAAGGAGGACGCGGAUAAAGUCGUUGCUCAGAGUGAUUUGUUGCGAGCAGAAACCGGUUCCAACGAGACCCCAAAACAAAAUCCAUUCAAACUUCCCUCUAUACUUACUCCGGACCCCUCCUCGAGUUUGGCCCGCAGCCUCGUCUUACAAGGUCGAACUCUCGACGUCGUACGGGCCGUCACCCGCGAUCAAGCGGGAAAACUAAAAGAAGAGGGUGAAAGACGGAGAGAGAAAGCAGACAAAAGGAACAUGUAUCUUUUACGCGAAGGAGUUAUUCUACCAAACUCCCCAGCAGCAACCCUCCUUUCUCCUGCAGACCUCGAACGGCGUUCGUCUUCUUUCACUGCUAGGAAAAACCUUCUCAAAACAAAUCCUUCAUUAUACAUCUCCAAAACACGUCUCAGUAUCAGACAGAUACCGAUCUUUGUCACUGAACGCAUGCUUAGACGGCUAGCGGCUCAUGCAGUGAAGAUGUUCAACAAGGAAGUGAAGGGUGGGGAGAGAAAAGGGCUGACGGAGGAUGAAUUGACUGUCGAACCAGAGGCUGAGGCGGAGGGCGACGCCGACAUUCAGGAAAAAAACGAUAAGGAGGGCAAGAAACGUAAAACGUUUGGUCGUAGUAAACCCAACCUCACCAAACAAGCCAAACUUGUCCGACAACAAGAACGCGUUGAUCCGAUUACAGGUAAAGGCCGAAGUAAAGGAUAUGGAUUCCUUGAGCUGAACACCCAUGCGGACGCUCUCCGUGUUUUACGUUGGGCGAAUAACAAUCCGAGUGUUGCCGAACUUUGGGAGGGAUGGUGGAAGGAGGAAUUAGUGGCAUUGUUGAAGGCGGAGAAAAGUAAACCUGAGAAUGAAAAGGAGGAGUCGAGGAUCAAGAGAGUCGAAGGGGAAAUCGAGAAACUUGAGAGUGCUGGUGGUGGUGGUACUGCGCUGAAGAAAAGCAGAGGCACGGUGAUAGUGGAGUUUUCGAUUGAGAAUGUACAGGUUGUGCAACGAAGAAGGGUCAUGCAGGAUGAACGGAGGAAGGUGGGCAGCGUUCCUAUGCUAUUUCGAACCCUGACGUUGAUUUGUGACUGUGCUCUUCAUUUCACAGGCUGA
Molecule: messenger RNA, 2712 nt
Organism: Lentinula edodes (shiitake mushroom)
Lineage: Eukaryota; Fungi; Basidiomycota; Agaricomycetes; Agaricales; Omphalotaceae
Exons: 7
Coding region: 1-2712 (903 amino acids)
Molecular function (GO): RNA binding
Source: RefSeq, a predicted model, not a curated record